This is a messenger RNA of Pogoniulus pusillus (Red-fronted tinkerbird), 845 nucleotides long. RefSeq names its product mitochondrial ribosomal protein L12 (gene MRPL12). The record is from RefSeq and is a predicted model, not a curated record. The transcript is spliced from 4 exons. Gene Ontology annotation, molecular function: structural constituent of ribosome; mRNA binding. Gene Ontology annotation, cellular component: mitochondrial large ribosomal subunit; ribosome. The coding region runs from base 16 to 594 and encodes 192 amino acids. Lineage: Eukaryota; Metazoa; Chordata; Aves; Piciformes; Lybiidae. Gene Ontology annotation, biological process: translation.
UCCUCUGCGGCCGCCAUGCUGCCCGCCGCCCGCGCGCUGCCGCCGCGCCUGCUCCGCCGCUCGCCGCCCGCCUGGCGGUGCGCCGCGGCCGGAUCGCCUGCCGCCGGGCUGCGGGCGCUGGGCACGGGUCGGCCGCGGCGUUCGGAGGCUCUGGCCGGGGCCCCGCUGGACACGGCCGCCAAGGAGUACUCGCCCAAGGUGCGGCAGCUGGUGCAGGACAUCGCGGGCCUGACGCUGCUCGAAGUGGCCGACCUCAACGCGCUUCUCAAGGAGACUCUGAAGAUCCCGGACGUGGGGGUGAUGCCGGCGGCUGCUUCUCUCAUGCCCUCCCAGCCAGCUUCGCAGGACGAGGAGGAAGUCCCAGUCAAGAAGGAGAAAACACAUUUCACCGUUCGGCUAACAGAUCUGAAAGCUACUGACAAGGUGAAGCUGAUCAAGGAGGUGAAGAACUUCGUGCAAGGAAUAAACUUGGUGCAGGCCAAGAAGCUGGUGGAGUCCCUUCCGCAGGAGAUCAAGGCAAACGCCUCCAAGGAGGAAGCAGAGAAGAUCAAAGCGGCACUAGAAGCAGCCGGAGGGACUGUGGUUCUGGAGUAGUCGGCCACAGUUCUGCAGUAGGCAGCUGUAUUUGUGCCACAGAGGGACUGGCAUGAUGGCAGCCUUCCCACCAGCGCCGAAGCCUGGGCCUGGAUGUUUCUGAGUGCAAAACAUCCUCUUUGUCGUGCGCUGGGAAGGCUCUCUCAAAGCGAUUCGAUGCAAGAAUGCUGUGUGCUUUGGCGGGGCUGCUGUCUGGUUCUGCCAUCAUCACGAACUCUACCUUCAUAAACGUCCUAAAAAAACCUGUGAAA